AUGCCUCAACAAAGAACAUGUCAAAAUAAUAAUAAUACCUCAGGCACAACCUCAACGCAAAAGCCUGCUUACACAAUUGAUACUUACGCUUUACAUUUAUCCAAACUCAAUCUUUCUCGUAAUAACGCUCUAUUUUUUUAUAAUACUCUUUCACAAAUUAAUUCUUUCUUCAGCAAAUCGAGUAAUGAAUCGUUUAUUAUUAAUCCUUCAAGUUCAGUUCCAGUUGUAUGCGAUACGACACCCGGUUAUUGCACUCUUAAUAACCAUCGUGCUUCAGUUAGUGAAUUUCUUGCUAAGAGGAAUUACGACGCUGUUUAA
This is a messenger RNA of Dentiscutata erythropus, 318 nucleotides long. Lineage: Eukaryota; Fungi; Glomeromycota; Glomeromycetes; Diversisporales; Gigasporaceae. The record is from the annotation of a GenBank genome assembly.